GAAGACACGGAGGGCCAGAUGAGGCUGGUUUCUGAGGCGAUGCGACAGCUUCGGACCAUGCUGCGGGAGUCGGGCGAGGAGUUGAACCGCGAGACAGUGUCAAGGCUGUCUACGACGCUGCGGGAAGACGCCAUCUACAUGGCGUUGAUUCACAGUGAUCCUAGCGACCGGGCAGUGGUUCGCAAGCUGAUCGAGCAAGCGGGCGGGGUGUUGCCUCUGCUGCACCGCAUGUGCAGUGUGAUGGUGAAGGUGCAUGACUUGAUGCUCCAGCGGAGUGCCCGCAAUGGGAGUGGCCGCAAUGAAGUGUCGAUCGGGUGUAUACUGCGGGACAUUGAGGCGAGAUUUCAGCAUGAGUGGCUUCCCUGGCAGCAGGGAGUUCUGCAAGAUCACAACCUCGAUCACAUGCUGUCGGGAAGCGACCCGCGGCAUGUCUUGGACCAGCUGGCUACGGCUUACCAAGCCCUUCGUGCAAAUGCUUUCGAAUCUGUCGAAUCGAGGGACACACAGCCCGCAGUCAGCGAAGUGAAGAGGCUAAUGCGCGACCGGGGCUUUGAACGCUGCUUACAAAGUCAUGAUGAGCUCGGCCAAUUUAUACAGAGCGUCGUGCGAGAAGGUAUACAGCUGAAGCUGCGAAGAUUUGGUCUGGGAAACUAUCUGACGCAACCAGAUUCUGCAGAGAAACUUCUGGAUGAUCUCAUUCAGGGACAGGCACGCUUGCACGAGUUGCGGCAGGCCCCGCAGGCCUUUCCAUGGCGCGAGGAUCUGAACAGGCGGGAAGCGGUUCCCGCUGCUGGAAUUCUGGGCGACAACGGGAUGCUGGGUGACAGAUGGCAUCCGGACGAGCGGAAUAUUCCCGAUGGUAGGCUGCGUUGCGAAACAUGGCUCCGCAGUGACGAUUUGCAACCCCGGGCGCCUCCAGUGCAUCGGCCGCCCUGGCAGAUGGAGGAGGCUGAAAUCCCGCCGCCACCGCCGCCGCCCCGCGAGGUGUUUCCUCAGGUGCGUGCGCCGCCUCCUCCCCCAGUACCGCACCACACGGGCGGCGUGCCCGUGGGUUCGGAGAGUUCAUCCUUUGCUUUCCGAGCCAACGCUGCGGAGUUCGUUCCUGCGGGUCACACAGGCGUUCCAGCAAGCGACGUGGUGGAGUCUCGCCAGGAGGAUGAUGCCAUACGCUCCUCGGACAGCCCGCCUCCUGCUGAGCCGGCGCCCGUGGCCGCGACAUCCUUCGCGCCACCACCGGGCCUGCUGCCGCUGAGCCCUAGGCAAACGACCGAGCCUCUGCCAUUUGCUCGGCCAACGCCUCCGCUGAACAGCUUCCACGCUCCCCUCAGUAGCGCAGCCCGAUUUCCGUAG
This is a messenger RNA of Symbiodinium pilosum, 1350 nucleotides long. NCBI's taxonomy places the organism in Eukaryota, Dinophyceae, Suessiales, Symbiodiniaceae. The record is from the annotation of a GenBank genome assembly.